GGGAUCACAUCUCACCACCACGCUCGCCCUCGUUCGGCCAGAAACCUGUUGAUCCUAGCUUCUUCGGCCCAAUUCACUCACUUUAUCCGAUCUUUUCAUUUGCGCUCAGACUGUGGUCAGACCCGGACCAAUUUCUCCCGCCCUACACCAUUGGCCCAGCCCCAGGAGCAAUUGACAGCUACUAGUACACUAUAGGGAGUACGAAGCACAGUCACCCAUGCUUUUUGGCUCCAGACCCCUGGCACACUUACCUUAGUUUACGUCUUGGAAUUAGCUGCAUUCCUACCCCAGUUUCUCGGUCCCUGCGCAUUGGUUUCCCCCGCCCGCUGGUCAGGCGCGCCAUCAUGAGGUAAAAAAAAAUACACUUUCACUGUAAAUAAAUACUAUGAGACCUUCCACCAGAUCCGGCCAGGGACCUCUCCAGCUUCUUGGCUGCUGCCGCUCUCUGCUCUGCCCUGCCCGGAUCACCCCUCGUAUCUUGGUCAUAUACUGCUGCUUCUUCCUCCUCGUUACCAUUCUCCUAGGCGUCAGAAUGCACGUUAGAAGCUACCUGUCUGCCGUUCUGUACGGCCUGCCAGCACUGACCCAAGUUGCUGCUGCCAAGUCCACAGGGGACCCGUUCCAACUCUACACUAUCAGCGCAGAGAACAUCACGGCCAAGCUCAUCCCCUACGGAGCACGCUUGACUUCUCUCCUCGUCCCUGACCGCGACGGCAACUUCCAGGAUGUCGUCGUCGGCUACGACGACCCAAAGCAGUAUCUUAAGGACUCCGAGACCAACCACACCUACUUCGGUGCCGUCGUCGGCCGAUACGCCAACCGCAUCAAGAACGGCACGUUCUCGAUCGGUUCAGAUGUGUACCAUAUCCCCGAGAACGAAAAUGACGGUGAAGACACGCUCCACGGAGGUACCGUAGGCUACGACCAGCGCAACUGGACCGUGACCGCGUACAGCAAUUCCUCCAUCACAUUCACCCUGGUUGACCGUGCCUUCGAAGACUUCCCCGGAGACGUCAUCACCCAUGCCACAUUCAGUGUGCAAACCAAAGUCACCCCCGAGAACCCCCAAGGUCUCCCUCAAUUGACCACCAAACUCGUCUCCCUUGCCUUGACUGAGACAACCCCAAUCAUGCUUGCCAACCACAUCUACUGGAACCUGAACGCCUUCAAGGACGAGACCGUCCUCAAAGACACCUGGCUCCAGCUGCCACUCUCCAAGCGCCUGAUCGGCACAGACGGCAUCCUAAUUCCCAACGGCACCAUCCUCGACGUCAACGUCUACGACAGCGCCCCGGACUUCGUCUCCGGCAAACUCGUCGGCCAAGACAUCGCGAAAGCCGACGGACUCUGCGGCGAUGACUGCACCGGCUACGACAACUGCUUCAUCGUAGAUCGGCCUCCUCAAUACGCAGCUCGUAACUCCAUCGUCCCGAUCGUCCACAUGAACUCCAGCACCACCGGAAUCAGCCUCGACGUCGCUACCAACCAGCAAGCUCUCCAGAUCUACUCUUGCAACGGCCAGAACGGCACCAUCCCCGUCAAGCAAUCGCAAGUCCAGCGCAACAAGGCCGAGGGUGUCGAUGGCGCUGAAUACGUCAACCAGCAUGGUUGCAUUGUCAUUGAGACUGAGGGCUGGAUUGAUGGUAUUAACAACCCUCAGUGGGGUCAAUUGUCGGACCAGAUCUAUUCUCCUGAGACGGGUCCUGCUGUUAACUGGGCUACUUACCAGUUUGGUACGGUGUAAGUGGGGGAGAAGAUUUGAGGAAGGAUUGAGGGGGACCUGAUUACGUGCUCUAGAAAUCCACGACCGUGUGUACAUAAUCUGAUGCGCCAUCUUGUCUUUAUGCGGACUAGCAAUGGCACGUACAAAGAAAGUUUAUUGAGUGUUUAAGAAUGCUCAAAGAAUAAUAAUAGGAAGAAAAGACAUUGC
This is a messenger RNA of Aspergillus vadensis CBS 113365, 1930 nucleotides long. RefSeq names its product aldose epimerase family protein. Bases 386 to 1744 code for a protein of 452 amino acids. The transcript has 2 exons. Gene Ontology annotation, molecular function: aldose 1-epimerase activity; carbohydrate binding. Gene Ontology annotation, biological process: glucose metabolic process; beta-D-galactose catabolic process via UDP-galactose, Leloir pathway. NCBI's taxonomy places the organism in Eukaryota, Fungi, Ascomycota, Eurotiomycetes, Eurotiales, Aspergillaceae. The record is from RefSeq and is a predicted model, not a curated record.